Molecule: messenger RNA, 1132 nt
Organism: Punctularia strigosozonata HHB-11173 SS5
Lineage: Eukaryota; Fungi; Basidiomycota; Agaricomycetes; Corticiales; Punctulariaceae
Exons: 4
Coding region: 1-999 (332 amino acids)
Source: RefSeq, a predicted model, not a curated record
AUGAGCAACAAUCCCUUUAUCGAACAACCAGCGUUUGGCGCAUCGUCGCAAGCCAGCUUCUCGAGACGCUUUCCCGACAUCGACGUACCCCAAUCGACGGCGCAGCCGCAGUACCAGCAGCAGUAUGCUUCACCCACCGGCUCAUGGCAACAGGUACCCUCGUCGCCCUACGGCCAGUCCUUCCAGCAAACUCCCUCUCAGCCAUACGGACUUCCCCAGCAGUACCCGCAACCGACCGGCAUCAGCGGAUUCAACGGCGGAUUCAACGCCGGAUAUGCCCUCCCGACGCCCUCUAUCCAGACUCCCGCGGCAUUCCAACCAAGCACCUCGUUCGGACAGCAGAUCUCGUCCCCGGCGACUGGGAUGUCCUACGUCCAGCCUCAGCAACAGCUACCGCAGUACGGAGCGUAUCCGAAUCUGCAGCAGCAGCAGCAGCCGGGGCCUGCUGGGUACAACCCGAUGCAGCAGGUGAUCAGCGAGUUCGAUCCCUACGCGAACGCGGGAGAGUUCCUGGGCAGCGUGAGCAAUCCACAACCUGGUUCCUCCGGCGCCAUCCAGAGCACGUCCACUCCCGGCCAUCAGCGAUCCAUCUCCAGCGGCGCUCCGGGCGGAUAUAAACACCCGAGGGAAUACGUGCGGGAACACAAGUCGGAGCUCGAGGGAUGGGACGCGUACUCGUGGAAGCAGGCGAUGAACGCGUUCGAUGCGCUCAAAGAAGCGUGGGCGCAGCGCAAACGCGAUGCCGAAUCGCGCGUGAACCAGCUCGCGGGACCCGGCGCAUAUUGGGAUUACGCGCGACAGCAAGAGAGCGCUCGCUUGCAGGGGAUCGCCAAGGAAGCCGAAAUCAACUACGACUCGGUCGCGGCGUCAGCCUUCCAGAUGCAGGAAGUGUUCUCGGGGUAUCGCCAGUCCAGCGAUAUGGCGAGCAAGCGACGGGUGAAAGAGAGCAUAAACGCAGCACUUAGCUCCCUGCCCGACUGGCCUAAUCCACAGUGGUGAACCGACCAUGUCAACCCAAGUACUAUAGCGCCCCUCCAUUAGGAUCUCCUCUGUCCUGACCCCGUUGUUGUUGUACUAUCGCCAUAUGGUGCAUUGCUUGUAUGUUAGAGACGGUUGGAAUAAUGUGAUUGUA